Messenger RNA from Mesocricetus auratus (golden hamster), 4829 nucleotides. It is a transcript of the gene Agl, whose product is annotated as amylo-alpha-1, 6-glucosidase, 4-alpha-glucanotransferase. The record is from RefSeq and is a predicted model, not a curated record. The transcript is spliced from 34 exons. Gene Ontology annotation, molecular function: amylo-alpha-1,6-glucosidase activity; 4-alpha-glucanotransferase activity. Gene Ontology annotation, biological process: glycogen catabolic process; glycogen biosynthetic process. Bases 213 to 4811 code for a protein of 1532 amino acids. Lineage: Eukaryota; Metazoa; Chordata; Mammalia; Rodentia; Cricetidae.
CCCGCCUCAUCACUGUCACCUGGCCUGGGUCCGGGUGUCCCUCCCCUUGCCCUUCACUGCGCCCUGCCCUCCCCGGGCUGCCGAUCGGCCCGGCGUUCCCUCUGUGCCGGCUCCCGCUCCCGACGCCGCAUGUCUGUCCCGCUCGGGUAACUCAUUCCACUUUGGAGUCCUUUUAAUUCUACGGAAAGAGUUCAAAUCCUCCGGCCGCCAAAAUGGAGCGCAGUAAACAGAUUCGAAUUUUACUACUGAACGAAAUGGAAAAGCUAGAGAAGACCCUCUUCCGACUUGAGCAAGGGUUUGAACUACAGUUCCGGUUAGGCCCAACUUUACAAGGGAAAGCUGUUACCCUGUAUACAAAUUACCCAUUUCCUGGAGAAGCAUUUAAUCGAGAAAAAUUUCGUUCCUUGGAUUGGGAAAACCCAACAGAAAGAGAAGAUGAUUCCGAUAAAUACUGUAAACUUCAUCUGCUUCAGUCUGGAUCUUUUCAGUACUACUUCCUUCAAGGAAAUGAGAAGAGUGGAGGAGGUUACAUAGUGGUGGAUCCUAUUUUACGUGUUGGAGCUGAUAACCACGUGUUACCCUUGGACUGUGUUACUCUCCAGACAUUUUUAGCCAAGUGUUUAGGACCCUUUGAUGAAUGGGAGAGCCGUCUAAGGGUUGCAAAAGAGUCAGGCUACAACAUGAUUCACUUCACCCCACUGCAGACUCUUGGACUGUCUAGGUCAUGCUACUCCCUUGCUGAUCAGCUGGAAUUAAAUCCUGACUUUUCAAGACCUAAUAAAAGAUAUUCCUGGAAUGAUGUUGGGCAGCUAGUAGAGAAACUGAAAAAUGAGUGGAAUAUUCUUUGUAUUACAGAUGUUGUCUACAAUCAUACAGCUGCCAAUAGUAAAUGGAUUCAUGAGCAUCCGGAAGCUGCAUAUAAUCUUGUGAAUUCUCCACACCUGAAACCCGCCUGGGUCCUGGACAGAGCCCUUUGGCAUUUCUCCUGCGACGUGGCAGAUGGGAAGUGCAGAGAAAAAGGAGUCCCUGCUUUGAUUGAAAAUGAUCACCACAUGAACUGCAUUCGGAAAAUAAUUUGGGAGGAUAUUUUCCCAAGGAUUCGGCUCUGGGAGUUUUUCCAAGUAGAUGUUCACAAAGCAGUUGAACAAUUUAGGAUACUUCUCACUCAAGAAAACAGGAGAGUAACUAAGUCUGAUCCAAAGGAACAUCUUAAAAUUAUUCAGGACCCUGAAUACAGGAGGCUCGGCUGUGCUGUGGAUAUGAAUGUCGCCCUGGCAACUUUUGUGCCACAUGACCACGGGCCAGCUGCAAUUGAAGAGUGCUGUAAUUGGUUCCGUCAGAGACUUGAGGAGCUCAACUCGGAGAAGCAACACCUCACCCACUGUCAUCAGGAGCAGGCAGUCAAUUGUCUUUUGGGAAAUGUGUUUUAUGAGCGGCUGGCUGGCCAUGGCCCUAAAGUAGGAGCUGUCACUAGGAACCAUCCUUUAGUCACCAGGUACUUUACUUUCCCUUUUGAAGAAAUGGCCUUAUCCACCGAAGAAUCCAUGAUCCACCUCCCAGAUAAAGCUUGCUUCCUGAUGGCGCACAAUGGAUGGGUGAUGGGCGAUGAUCCCCUUCGAAACUUUGCUGAACCAGGUUCGGAAGUCUAUUUAAGGAGAGAACUGAUUUGCUGGGGUGACAGUGUGAAAUUGCGCUAUGGGAACAAACCAGAGGACUGUCCUUACCUGUGGGCACACAUGAAGAAAUACACUGAGAUAACUGCCACUUAUUUCCAGGGAGUGCGUCUUGACAACUGCCACUCCACACCUCUUCAUGUGGCUGAGUACAUGCUGGAUGCUGCUAGAAAAUUACAGCCCAAUCUUUAUGUAGUGGCUGAGCUGUUCACAGGAAAUGAAGAGCUGGACAAUAUCUUUGUUACUAGACUGGGCAUCAGUUCCUUAAUAAGAGAGGCGAUGAGUGCAUAUAACAGUCAUGAAGAGGGCAGAUUAGUUUACCGAUAUGGAGGGGAACCUGUCGGGUCCUUUGUUCAGCCCUGCUUGAGGCCUUUGAUGCCAGCUAUUGCUCAUGCCCUGUUUAUGGACAUUACCCACGAUAAUGAGUGUCCAAUUGUGCACAGGUCAGCCUAUGAUGCUCUUCCAAGUACCACAAUUGUUUCCAUGGCAUGUUGUGCUAGUGGAAGUACCAGAGGCUAUGAUGAGCUGGUGCCUCAUCAGAUUUCAGUGGUUGCUGAAGAACGAUUUUACACCAAGUGGAAUCCUGGGGCAUCGCCAUCAAAUACAGGAGAAGUUAAUGUCCAGAGCGGCAUUAUUGCAGCCCGACGUGCCAUCAACAGACUCCAUCAAGAGCUGGGAGCCAAGGGUUUCAUUCAAGUGUAUGUGGAUCAGGUGGAUGAAGACAUAGUGGCAGUAACAAGGCAUUCUCCGAGCAUCCAUCAGUCGGUUGUGGCUGUAUCUAGGACUGCUUUUAGGAAUCCCAAGACGUCAUUUUAUAGCAAAGAAGUGCCUCAGAUGUGCAUCCCUGGCAAAAUUGAAGAAGUAGUUCUUGAAGCUAGAACUGUUGAGCGGGAUACAAAACCUUAUAAAAAAGAUGAGAAUUCAAUCAAUGGAAUGCCAAAUGUGACAGUGGAACUUAAAGAGCAUAUCCAGCUUCAUGAAAGUAAAAUUGUCAAACAAGCUGGAGUUGCCACAAAGGGUCCCAAUGAAUAUAUUCAGGAAAUAGAAUUUGAAAAUCUAUCUCCAGGAAGUGUUAUUAUAUUCAGAGUUAGUCUUGAUCCACAUGCUCAAGUCGCUGUUGGAUUUCUGCGAAGUCACCUGACCCAGUUCAGCUCUCACUUUAAAUCUGGAAGCCUUGCUGUUGACAACUCAGAUCCUAUAUUAAAAGUCCCCUUCGCUUCCAUUGCCUCUAAAUUGACAUUGGCUGAGCUCAACCAGGUACUUUACCGAUGUGAAUCAGAAGAACAAGAAGAUGGUGGAGGUUGUUAUGACAUACCAAACUGGUCAUCCCUUAAGUAUGCAGGUCUCCAAGGAUUAAUGUCCGUGUUGGCAGAAAUAAGACCAAAGAAUGACUUGGGGCAUCCAUUCUGUGAAAAUUUGAGGUCUGGAGAUUGGAUGAUUGACUAUGUCAGUGGCCGGCUUAUUUCACGAUCCGGAAAUAUUGCUGAAGUUGGUAAAUGGUUGCAGGCUAUGUUCUUCUACCUGAAGCAGAUCCCACGAUACCUUAUCCCCUGUUACUUUGAUGCUAUAUUGAUUGGUGCAUACACCACUCUGCUGGAUAUAGCAUGGAAACAGAUGUCAAGGUUUGUUCAGAAUGGUUCAACGUUUGUGAAACACCUUUCACUGGGUUCCAUCCAGAUGUGUGGCGUGGGGAAGUGCCCUUGUCUGCCACUUCUUUCCCCCUCGCUCCGGGAUGUGCCCUUCAGGAUAAAUGAGAUCACAAAGGAGAAGGAGCAGUGCUGUGUCUCCUUGGCUGCCGGCUUGCCUCACUUCUCUUCUGGUCUUUUCCGCUGCUGGGGGAGAGAUACUUUCAUUUCAUUCCGAGGGCUGCUGCUGGUCACUGGACGCUACAUAGAAGCCAGGAAUAUUAUUUUAGCAUUUGCCAGUACCCUGAGGCACGGUCUUAUUCCUAACCUCUUGGGUGAAGGAACUUACGCCAGGUACAACUGUCGGGAUGCUGUGUGGUGGUGGCUGCAGUGUAUUCAGGACUAUUGUAAGAUGGCUCCAAAUGGUCUAGACAUCCUCAAAUGCCCAGUUUCCAGGAUGUAUCCAACAGACGAUUCUGCUCCUUUGCCUGCUGGGACACUGGACCAGCCAUUGUUUGAAGUAAUACAGGAAGCUAUGCAGAGGCACAUGCAGGGCAUUCAGUUCCGAGAGAGGAAUGCUGGUCCACAGAUAGAUCGGAACAUGAAGGACGAGGGUUUCAAUAUAACUGCAGGGGUUGAUGAAGAGACGGGAUUUGUCUAUGGAGGAAAUCGCUUCAACUGUGGCACAUGGAUGGAUAAAAUGGGAGAAAGUGACCGAGCUAGAAACAGGGGAAUUCCAGCCACCCCAAGAGACGGGUCUGCUGUGGAAAUCGUGGGCAUGUGUAAAUCUGCUGUCCGGUGGUUGCUAGAAUUAUCCAAGAAAAAUAUUUUCCCUUACCAUGAAGUCAGAGUGAAAAGGGAUGGAAAGGUUGUGGCAGUCUCAUAUGAUGAGUGGGACAGAAAACUACAGAACAACUUUGAAAAGCUGUUCCAUGUUUCCGAAGACCCUUCAGAUCCUAACGAGAAGCAUCCGAAUCUGGUUCACAAGCGUGGCAUCUACAAGGACAGCUAUGGAGCGUCUAGUCCUUGGUGUGACUAUCAGCUCAGGCCUAAUUUUCCCAUAGCAAUGGUCGUGGCCCCUGAACUCUUUACUGCUGAAAAGGCUUGGAAAGCUCUGGAAAUUGCAGAAAAAAAAUUGCUUGGUCCUCUUGGCAUGAAGACAUUAGAUCCAGAUGAUAUGGUUUACUGUGGAGUUUAUGACAAUGCCUUAGACAAUGACAACUACAAUCUCGCUAGAGGUUUCAAUUACCACCAAGGACCUGAGUGGCUAUGGCCUAUUGGGUAUUUUCUUCGUGCAAAGUUGUAUUUUUCCAAAUUGAUGGGCCCAGAGACUGCUGCAAAGACUGUAUUUUUGGUUAAGAAUGUCCUUUCCAGACAUUAUGUUCAUCUCGAGAGAUCCCCAUGGAAAGGACUUCCGGAACUUACCAAUGAGAAUGGCCAGUAUUGCCCUUUCAGCUGUGAAACACAAGCUUGGUCAAUGGCUGCUGUUCUUGAAACUAUCUAUGAUUUAUAAAUGGCUCAUAGAUAUUUA